CAGUCUGGGAAAGAUGUGUCGCCGCUCCUGUCCGGAUUCGUUCCCUCUUUACCCGGGUUAAACCUCUGCACGGAGAUCCGGUCGAGCUCCAGGACAACAGCCUAACCGACCAGAACAGAACCGAGCCGAGUCGGGCCGAACUAACCGUCCGGGUCCAGCAUGAAUGAGACGGAGGGGCUCCGGUUUCGGCGGGUGCACAGACCGCAGGUCAUCACCGACGAGCUGCCGGACCACCGUUACAAGGGAUCCGGCACCUACAGUGGGAAGGUGUUCCAGGUGACUCUGCUCUCACUGGGCGGCUUCCUGCUUCUUCCUCUGCUGGUCAUCAUCCUCAUCCUGGAGUCUCCCAUCCAGCCGGAGGUGUUCAGUCUGAAGGAGCCUCCGGUGAUGAAGGGCUGCUGGGAGCCAAACCUGAAGCUCAGAGAGGCUCAGAGGCUGUUUGAAGACCAGAUCACCGGACCGGAGUCCAUCGCCAACAUCGGAGAUGUUUUGUUCACGGGAACAGCCGACGGGAAGAUCGUGAAGCUGAUUGGUCGAAGAAUUCACACAGUGACGCGACUCGGAAAACUGCCGUGUGGUUCCAGAGAGGAGGAGUCCAGCUGUGGGAGGCCGCUGGGGAUCAGAGUCGGACCCAACGGGACUCUGUUUGUAGCUGACGCUUACCUGGGUCUGUUCGAGGUCAACCCCACCACAGGUGAUGCGACCAGGUUAGUGUCGGGUGGUCAGGUGGUCGCUGGCAGGAAGCUGUCGUUCAUCAACGACCUGGCGGUGACUCAGGACGGAAAGAAGGUGUACUUCACCGACUCCAGCAGCAGGUGGCAGCGCAGAGACUACCUGCACCUCAUCAUGGAGGCCACCGCAGACGGACGAGUGUUGGAGUACGACACCGAGAGCAGAGAGCUGACGGUGGUGAUGGAGAACCUUCGAUUUCCAAACGGCAUCCAGCUGCUGCCUGACGAGGAGUCGGUGCUGGUGGCAGAGACCACUAUGGCCCGGAUCCGCAGAGUUCACGUCGCCGGUCUAAACAAAGGCGGGAUGGACACUUUCAUCGACAACCUGCCCGGCUUUCCCGACAACAUCCGUCCCAGCUCAACCGGAGGUUACUGGGUGGCCAUGCCGUCAGUGCGGCCAAACCCCGGCUUCUCCAUCCUGGACUUCCUGUCCCAGAGACCCUGGAUCAAGAAACUAAUCUUCAAGCUCUUCAGUCAGGAUGUCCUGAUGAAGUUCAUCCCCCGGUACAGCCUGGUGGCCGAGCUCCACGACGGCGGCAUCUGCACCCGGAGCUUCCACGACCCCAACGGCCUGAUGGCGGCUCACAUCAGCGAGGUCCACGAGUACGACGGGAAUCUGUAUCUGGGCUCCUUCCGCUCGCCGUAUGUCGUCAAACUCGACCUGCGAAAGGUGUAAAAAGAAACCGAGGAACACGACUUCUCCGUGUGACGUUAGAUGAACACAACGAAGUCGCCAACAGUGAUGUCACAACGCACCAGGAAGUGAAAUAAUAACGUCAGACUCGGACGACGGUCCGUCAACGCUUCGGUUCCAGACUGAAGUUUCUCAACAGUAAUUUAACUCAAAAUUAGGUUGAAUUGUUCCGGAUCUCCGGAGGCUGAAUCGCAGUGACAUCACACCUGCUGAGCGAAUGAGCCGACAUUUCCUGUCAGCUGAUAUGUUUUAAUGAGCUGUAGCUGUCGGAUCAUUCAGAUUGAUCAGAGCCGCUGCUAACAGUUAUUUUCAUCAAUUAAUCAAAUCAAUCAAAUUGUCAUUAUAUUCAGUUUACUCAGACAUGCGACAAAGAGAAGUGACUAAAAUCAUUUUAUAGUCAGGAUAGUUGCUGAUUCAUUUUUUCGUUGAUCGACCAAGCAAUUAAUUGAUUAAUCGUUGCAUUAUUGAUUGAUAAUCUCGUUGACCUCUUUGAUCAGAUAGUUCCUGAUUUCUCCAGUUUUCGUGUCUGUAUUUGAUGUUUUGUUGCUUGGCUGCUUGUGUUCACAUAUUAAUCAACUUUAGCUUCUUUUGUACAAAGAAAAAAGGUUUUCUAGAAAAACUUGUUUCUCUUUUUCACGGUUACGUAUCUGAAAAGUUUCGCUUUGAUAUUGAACAGAAACUCAGGAACUGAUCAGGACUAAGAUUGAAGAGUCACACAGUCCUAGAUUCACCCUGACUUGCUGAAAAGUGGCUUGCCAGCUAGCUCAAGUUAAUUACUUGCUCACUUACUGGUUGGCUUGUUGGGUUAGCUUGCUAGCUUGCUCAUUGUAGCGCUCACUGGCUAACAGUCAGUCAGCACAGCUACAAUCUGUGCAGGCAAACAGCAAACAGGAGGAAUUUCUACCUCCAGCUUCGUAUUGAAUAUGUGUUGUCUGGGUUAGCAUUGUACUGCUACCAGCUGCUAUUUCUCACUUUAGUAUGUUAGCUAGCCGGGGCCGAGUGUGGCCUGUCAUUGUCAUGUAUUAACUAUAAAGAGUCAUUUUACUGGUUUCCAGUGUUAUUGUAAUUACUGAAAAUAUAUGUGAGCUACUGCCCCCCCCCCCCCCCCCCCGCCGCCACCCCGCAUCCUCGAUUGUUUCUUAAAACAUAAACCUGAAACUUGACUUAAUUUGUGUUAAUGACGCCUGCCGUCGAGCUGAGGCGCCCAUGUUUGUUUUCAGAGACUACUUUGUUAUUUUGCAUCAAAUCAGAAAACUCAUAAAUAUUUAUGAGUAACAUUUAGCAUGUUAGCAAGUUGAAAAGUGAACAUCAGCAUUAGCAAUAUUUAGCAUGUUAUUUUGUCAACAUGCUAAAUAUUCAGCAUGGCUACAUGCUAAUAUUCACACGCAACAUUUAAGUAACCUAACCUACAGAAAAUGUAAAUGAUAUACUACUGUUGCUAACAUGGCUAACAGCCUGUGGAACUGUUAACAUGUCCCAUUACGUUGCUUAGACCAUAAUUAAAGUAGUUAUAGGAAAUAAAUUCAAAAUACCAGAAUGGAAAACUUUGACACUUGAAUAAAAAAAACAAAAAAAACAUUUUGACAACAUUGAAAAAGAGCCGGUUGAGGAGACGCUAACACAUUUGUUCUGUAUGUCAGUAUUAUCUCUUUUAAUAUCGUCUCUUUGUUCCUCUAACGUUGCCUCACUUGUAAACAGGACAGCGGUUGAAGAACGGGUGUUUGAAUGCAUCAUGCUGCAUUCAUGAUGUGUUGGAGUCACUGGUUACGCCGUUCAUGUCAACAUCCAGCUUGUAAUUGUGACUGGGAAACUGGGAUUCUUCUGAAAGCUGCGAUAUAUCCAACACUUAGCUAACGCUGCUUUCACACAGUGUCAGAAGAACAAGAAAAACACUCAUUGUUAGCCUCAGAGCUAACUAGUUAGAACCAAAUGAAACAUUAACAUUAUAUAUAUCUCCAGUCUUAUUAGCUGAAUGGAUGAAUGCAUUAACCACACACACACACACACACACACACACACAGGUGUGACGUAGCACUGACGCAGAUUAAUGCUCUCUGUUAGCAGUUUUACUAAUCCCUCUACAUUCCUUUAAUUCCUCUGAAACAGAAUUCUCUUGUUAUGUUGAUCACUGAUGCCCACCUCUGAUCAAUCAUCUCGGUUUCUCAACUCAAACGUGGGUUUGAUGAUCCUGGUCCUGAGGUCACAUCUGCUAUCCUGAGCUCAGCUAAUCAAGCGUCUCUGAGAUAACGAGUCAUAAAGUUGUGCUGAGAUGAUUGAGUAGAUGUUCGAUGGUGUUUGUUGUUGUGCGGUUUCUUCAUGUCCAGGUGCCAAAUGUUUCACUGUGUGAGGAUCGAAGAGGUUUGACUCUGAUCUGUUUGUCUGCUUUUGGCCUCGUGGCCGUCGAAGCACAGACAGAAACAGCGGCUUCAGUUGUGAUGUGUGUUUUCAGCUUCCUGCUACGUGACGAUGGGUUGAAACUUUCUUUCUUUGGACGAAUCUGUUCUGCAGCUUUUCUGCUUCCUUUGAAUCAGAACUAAAUAAAAUUUGCAGUUUUAA
Messenger RNA from Chelmon rostratus (copperband butterflyfish), 3981 nucleotides. RefSeq names its product adipocyte plasma membrane associated protein (gene apmap). Gene Ontology annotation, biological process: biosynthetic process. Lineage: Eukaryota; Metazoa; Chordata; Actinopteri; Chaetodontiformes; Chaetodontidae. The coding region runs from base 160 to 1407 and encodes 415 amino acids. The transcript has 9 exons. The record is from RefSeq and is a predicted model, not a curated record. Gene Ontology annotation, molecular function: strictosidine synthase activity.